This is a messenger RNA of Manacus vitellinus (golden-collared manakin), 507 nucleotides long. Its product is annotated as integrin alpha-3-like. The annotation marks the transcript as partial. Gene Ontology annotation, molecular function: integrin binding. Gene Ontology annotation, biological process: cell-cell adhesion; integrin-mediated signaling pathway; cell adhesion mediated by integrin. The record is from RefSeq and is a predicted model, not a curated record. Gene Ontology annotation, cellular component: external side of plasma membrane; integrin complex. Lineage: Eukaryota; Metazoa; Chordata; Aves; Passeriformes; Pipridae. The transcript is spliced from 4 exons.
GUGGCAGGACCUGGUGGUGGGGGCUCCCUACUACUUCGAGAGGAAGCAGGAGGUGGGGGGCGCGGUGUACGUGUACAUGAACGAGGUGGGGGGCUUCCAGCUGCACCCCAGCCUGGUCCUCACCGGCCCCAGCUACUCCGGGUUCGGCUUCGCCCUGGCCAGCAUUGGGGAUGUCAACCAGGAUGGAUUCCAGGAUAUUGCUGUGGGGGCUCCUUUUGAGGGGUAUGGGAAGGUCUACAUCUACCACAGCAGUGCUGAGGGGCUGCAGGACAAACCCCGGCAGGUGAUCAGUGGGUCAGACCUGGGCCCCACCAAAAUAAAGACCUUUGGGUACUCGCUGAGUGGGGGGCUGGACGUGGACGACAAUUCCUACCCGGAUCUCCUGGUGGGCAGCUUGAACGAGCGGAUCAUCCUGCUCAGAGCUCGCCCCGUGAUCAACAUCCUGGACAAGACCUUCACGGUGACCCCCAGCAAGGUGGACCCCGCUCAGUGCACACAGAAGUCCUG